AUGGCUUCAUUAGAAGUUAUUUCUCCAGAAGACCCAGGAUCCCUUUGGAAGGCAUUAAAAGAUUCACAGUCAAUCAAAAAUACAUUGAGCACAACACAGAAACUACCAGGACACAAAAAGUAUCUAAGUGCAUUAGCUGAAACAUAUCAGAAUGCUGUUAGUUGGGACACUUGAAAACAGGUGCUCUUGAUAAUGGCAGACCUUGUACCAUCAUCAGUAAUCCAGAAGUACCUACCUGGUAUCACAUAAUAUAGAAUCAAAACAGCGCGACACCACAAAUUUGAAUAUGGGCGUGGUGCUCCUUUGGCUAUCACAAAAAGCCCAAGAAUGUGUAUAAACAAUUCUCAAUUAGAUCCUUUCCUUUUUCACAAGUCCCCACGUCAUUCAAGAUCUACCGUUUGGCCAACGCUAUCUGCGAUUAAGUAACAGAAAGGUGUUAGAAACACCAAACAUCAGAACAAUGAUUUCUCAACGUAUUGUAGACCAGUAUCGCCAGUUUUGCUCGGAGACAAACUUUACGCCUUUCAGUCCAUCUACUAUGCUGCGUAUAUUAUCGUCCUGCUCUGCAACUGUAAGGAAAUCCUUACAGGGGUUAGACUAUUUCACAGCAGAUGGAGCGAAAGCUUUUGAUGAUUUAUUAUCAAUUGCAGAAAAAAUUGGUGAUCGCGGUCAAGACAGACAGUGGGUAGAAAGGUGGGAACAAGCGUUGAAACAAGGAAAGCAAUACCUUAAGACAGGCUACAAGGUGCGUAUUAUGGUGAUUUUGAACCUCUCGCAAAACGUCAAGCCUGACAGGAGUAAAAAUAAAUAAAAACAAACAAAGAAGCAAACAAAUAAAUACAUAUAAAUUUUAUCGCACUAUAGGGCGAAAGGAUCGAGAUAGCAGAGGUUAGACCUAUUGAGAAUUAUCAUCUCCUAGAUCAAAUUGUAAUUUUUUAGUUGAUAUUUGUGGAGAACCUGGAGAAACCGGGUCGCAUUGGUAAAAGGCAAGUGCACUCACCACUAUGCCACGCUUGAGUCCCAGUAGCCCAGCUUUUAGUUAUCUCAAUAUUGAUCUUGACUAAUAGUUUGAUUUUUGUUCUACCCUGCAGGUGCAUAUAACAGAAAACUCAAAUGAUGCUGAUCAUUGCUUAGUGUAUGCACUCAGUGAUCCAAAUAAAGAACUUCAGUCUAUCACAUGUUGUCACCAACAUGAUCAAAGCUGCUCCUCUUGUGAAGACCUAAAAAAUAUCAUCAAAGUUUAUUUUUUUCACCUUUAUAGUACAACAUCAAUUAUCGCACAAUCACCUCCUGGCAAAUACUCAAUUGACUACCGGCGAUUUUGUGGAUGUACGUACUUUGACCACUGCGACCAAGGGAAAGGAAAAGCCAAAAGAAGUAGAGGAACACCAGACGAUCACACAGGGAAAUGA
This is a messenger RNA of Paramuricea clavata, 1412 nucleotides long. NCBI's taxonomy places the organism in Eukaryota, Metazoa, Cnidaria, Anthozoa, Malacalcyonacea, Plexauridae. The record is from the annotation of a GenBank genome assembly.